AUGGAUAUCUAUCGCCUCUCACAAGAUGGCAGGGGCUUGCUGGGGCAGCUGAGCCUGCCUGGGGUGCUCGAGGCCAGGGUCAUUCUUACCGGAAGCAGAAAGGUGCUCAUUGACUUGAUAUCGCAACUCGAAGGCAGCGACGCAGGGGAAGAAGUGUCAGAAAAUACAGACGUUGAUGCUGACUCGGUUCCAAAGCACGUUGUCAGUGCGGAUGAGACGAAACUGGACGAACGUCUAGGAUCAUCAGAGGACCAAACCAAUAAGGAGGAACCCGAAGAAUCUGAAGAAGAGAGCGACGUCGAGGAACAGCAACGAAUCAAGAAUUUUGAGAAAAACAGCUUCCGCUCCCCUAAAUUCUGGUUCCAAUGGAACGGAGAUGUCGUAUCGUCCACAGCACCCUCCAUAGAACAAGAAAAGGCUCUACCUACCAGCCGGGAGACUGGGAGGGGCUACAUUGUAUUCUCUGGGAAUGACUGCCGCUCAUUCAAGGGGACCAUCAGCUGCGACUCCCUGGGUUGGAAGGAUGUCUCCCUGUCUGGAUGGAAAGAAGUCUCUAUGAGCGAGAGGGAUGUUGCCUUUGUCUGGAAGUAG
Molecule: messenger RNA, 591 nt
Organism: Colletotrichum orchidophilum
Lineage: Eukaryota; Fungi; Ascomycota; Sordariomycetes; Glomerellales; Glomerellaceae
Product: catalase
Exons: 1
Coding region: 1-591 (196 amino acids)
Source: RefSeq, a predicted model, not a curated record